AUGUCCACUCAAACACACGAUGAUGCGGGCGGAGGCGCGUUGGAACAGAAACUCUCAGUUCAGAAGGAGGUAGACCAGGCGCUGACAACUAUGGAUGAAACAUCAAAUGGAGAAUCUCUGGACAUGACUCUUGAUCCUGAAAAAGAAAGAAAACUGUUGUUGAAGUUGGAUUUCGCAUUCGUGCCAAUCAUCAUGCUUGCCUACCUUUCUUGCUUUUUAGAUCGGUCUAAUAUUGGCAAUGUCAAGGUCGCUGGAAUGCCUGAGGAUAUUCAUGCCUCAGAUAGCGAGUUUUCAACAGCCAUUUCUAUAUUUUAUGCACCUAUAAUCAUAUGGAAAUCUAGCGCCAGGAAAAUUUCCUUUCUUGGAUGA
Messenger RNA from Penicillium malachiteum, 369 nucleotides. RefSeq names its product MFS transporter. The transcript is spliced from 2 exons. The coding region runs from base 1 to 369 and encodes 122 amino acids. NCBI's taxonomy places the organism in Eukaryota, Fungi, Ascomycota, Eurotiomycetes, Eurotiales, Aspergillaceae. Gene Ontology annotation, cellular component: membrane. Gene Ontology annotation, molecular function: transmembrane transporter activity. The record is from RefSeq and is a predicted model, not a curated record.